UUUAAGGGGAAGAAAAACACAUCAUUUAAGGAAUUUAGAAUAAUUCAUUAAAUAGAACUAAUAAAUAGUUUUAAUAGUUUUUAUUUUAUAAAUAGUUUUCAGUUCAACAUUAUACAAUCAGCUUAAUUCCUAACUUUAACAACAGAACUUUGUUCAGUAAUUCAAGUACACUUAUGGUAAUUAAUCAUGUGAUAUACUAUAUGUUAGUUAAUCUUCUAUCAAUUAUCAAAUUAAUAUUCUUUUAAAUUUUUCCCAAUUUAAUUUUAAUACCUCAAUAUUGUAACUUUUCUUCAUUUUGUAGAUCCAGAUCCUAAUACAGAAUAUCAAGGUGAAACCAAUGGCAAACCAGGUCAGAUGGAAAUGUUUAAACGUGACUUUACAUCGCGUAUUUGGCUGACAUAUCGCAGGGAAUUCCCAGUGCUUGCUGGUUCAGCGUUCACAACGGACUGCGGCUGGGGUUGCAUGCUUCGCAGCGGACAGAUGAUGCUGGCUCAGAGUUUAGUUUUACACUUUCUUGGAAGAGAUUGGAAUAUCUAUAAGGACCAGACGGAAGUACAGAAGAUACAUCAUUAUCAAAUCAUUCGUUGGUUUGGAGACCAGCCCACAGUGAUGAGCCCGUUCUCAGUCCAUCGCCUUGUUAACAUUGGUCAGAAUUCCGGCAAGAAGGCGGGUGACUGGUAUGGUCCAGCAUCAGUUGCCCAUAUAUUAAAGGAGGCAGUGGAUGCAGCACCAGAUUUGCACCCACUCCUUGAACAAAUAUGCAUAUAUGUAGGGCAAGAUUGUACAAUUUACAAACAAGAUGUGAUAGAUAUUUGUACCAGUAGGCAGACAUCGUCUCUACAACCAGUCUAUAAAGUACCAACAACGUAUAAUGACU
This is a messenger RNA of Anneissia japonica, 877 nucleotides long. Its product is annotated as cysteine protease ATG4C-like. Lineage: Eukaryota; Metazoa; Echinodermata; Crinoidea; Comatulida; Comatulidae. The transcript is spliced from 4 exons. The annotation marks the transcript as partial. Gene Ontology annotation, molecular function: protein-phosphatidylethanolamide deconjugating activity. The record is from RefSeq and is a predicted model, not a curated record.